AUGUCGUCCUCAUUCACGCACCCCCAGCUUACCCAACCGCUUGGGCAGUCAUCUCCCUCCCUCACCCCGCUCAAACCCUACCGACCACAACAGGGGCAGACACAAUCACAGAGUGCAGGUCAACAACCAUUUCAGAAGCGGCAUACUCAUAAUGGAAGCAUAACCUCCAAUCCCUCACAGUUGGUUCAGAACUCUCAGCAACUCGGAGGGGACGGUGUGUUCUGGCAGUACGACCAGCAUUUCGAUUUCUCUGUCACCGGAAGUCCUGGCACAAUAGCGCAAUCCGCUCAACUCUACAAUUUCGAGGAGGACAAUUCACACCACGACUCUUCUCUAGAUGACUUCCUGACAACCGAGACUUCGUCUGAGAAUCCAAUAAGUGAACACACUACCCCUCAAGAACUCAUCUGGGAGCAGCAGUUUAUUACUCAGGACACUUCUCAGCCCCAUAUAUUGGAUACCUUCGGUGCUCAUCCAUAUCCAGCUUCGCAAGGCAUAGGUGGCACAGAUACCCGCGGACUCUUCGGUCCCACGGAAGAGCCACUCCCGAAAUUCGUCUCAAGGGAAGACCUCUUGGGCCCAAGUUUCGUCACUAACGGUGAAUCGAGACAGUUGACGGGAUUCCCCAACGAACAGAGCUCAUCCAUGGCAUCUUCACUGACAUCUCCUUUGUCCCACAGAAAAGGAAGCUCCCAAACACUAAAAGUUGAUACUCAGGCGAACCAAACUCCUUCGCUCGGUCAAACUGCUGGCUCUUGGCACCAGCCACAUUCAAACAAUCCCAUACCUAGCCCUGUCGUUAUGAUAUCUAGCUAUGAGCCAGCUGAAUCAGAUCGAGAGGCUUCUUUUGCGGGCCCACUGGGCCCCGGCAAGCGUAGCCGUGAUAGUGACGGUUCAGACGAUGAGGAUGAGGAUGAUGACCAGGAUGGCUCUAUUAGUUCUGGAGCAGCCAAUACUUACUCAUACCAUUUGAUGCCUCCGGAUGCACACGACAUUGGCUCUAUACGUUCAGUUCCCUCUCCGCGAGUCGGUUUAGAGCCAUCACGAAGGACUGAGGAUGCUGUUCUGUCGGUGAAGGAUGUCGAACACAAUCGAGAACGCCAAGAAAAGGACGCUGAAGUUGAAACCUGGCUAGCCAACAGCGAUGCUGGGAGUGAACCAGACGACCAGUCUUUGCCUCAACCCACUCGUCAACUUUCCUCAUCUAGCCGGCGUCGCGCCCAUACGAUUGGAUUGCAAACGGAUGCUCUCGGUCGCGUGUACCCAGACAAGGGCAUACCUGGUCCAGGAGUUCUCGUCGAUGUGGAAUCAGACGAUGAAUAUUUUGAGGACUGUGUCUCUGUUGCAUCUUCAAUCCUUCAAAAUAUCACCAACGAUGCGCUUGAAGUCUAUCACCAGAGAUCCCCAAAACUGUCCCCCAAUACUCUAGCUCCAGUAGAAUCUCCAGAGCAGAGCUCCUUCCCGACUUUAGACAGUGAGAUUCCUCUUGAACAUCAAGAACCACUGCCGCGACAAUUCUACAAGAGGAACCCUAUCGGCGUGGGAACGGAUGGCAAAAGGGAGCAGCCAGACUCGUCGAAUGCGGCUGCAUACAAGUUCAAUCAAGAAGCCGUCAAGUGGGAGACAGCAUCAAGGGCUGCUACCUGGGGUACUCGUCGUCGACUAAGUGAGAGUGAAGUCAAUUCCAUUGUUGAUGGCAGCCAGGUCCGACAUCUAUCCUUGUCCAAGCGUGGCCGUGAGCGGGGCAACAGCAUUUUGAACAAGGCCCGAGGACUCUUGCCACGCCGCAGUAGCAGCAAUAUCAAAGGUGAGCCUGCAGACGGCGAAAAGACCCCAGCGCAGCCUGGCCAUGCACACCGGAGCUCUGUAGGCACAACGAAAUCAAGUCAAAGGAAGACCAGCAUGACGAAACCUCGAUCACCUCAGCUAGAUACUGGUGGUGCUCUCAUGGCAAUGACUGGCCAGCUAGCUGCCAUCGGAAGAAGUAGCACCAAAUCACAUGAGCCAGAUCCGCCUAAAAGCUCGCGGCCAUUACAAUCGCUGCGUAAACAGAGGAGCAGGAGCGAUGUCACAAAGAAAUCUUCCACGCCCGGACUGGCUGAAUUGAUGACUAGGCACGGUGGCCCACCAAUCCCCACUCUGGCCUCUCCAAUGCAUGAGCGUGAGACGAUUCUAGCUGCCCAAGUCAUUGAUAACGAAGACGCGGCAGGCGAUGACGACGAUGAAGAUCAGACUGACGAGGUCGGGAUCCGCAUGGAGUUUGAAAUCCGCGCUGAAGAAAUCACACCCACCUUGGAAGGAUUCAAGGAUCAUGCCCGCAAACUCAACCCCCGACUUGAACCAUACUUGAUUGAUCGAAUCGGUCAAGAGCAGGUUCGCAGAUAUAAGAGAUUGGCUGAAACCAAAAUCAAGCAUAUGCAGUGUGUGCAGCACAGUAAAAAGUGUGGUUCGGGGAAGUUUUGUUUCGAUCUUGGAGGCGAAGCGGUCCUUUUGGCACCACGCGUAAGCUCCAAAGAUCCAGAAGCGACAUUGACCCAGUUCCAAGUCAACAGCUCAGGCGAUCAUGAAAUAGACGAGUCCGGAUUUACGGAGGGGAUUGUGACACCAGCCUUGUUUCCUCCCGGUAUUCCUUUACCCCCCGUCAAACGACUACCGGCAGAGUUCGAAUGUCAGCUGUGUUUCCGAGUGAAGAAAUUUUCCAAGCCAAGCGAUUGGACGAAGCAUGUCCACGAGGAUAUCCAGCCAUUCUCAUGUACAUUCCCUAAUUGCACCGAGUCCAAAUCUUUCAAGAGAAAAGCGGAUUGGGUACGACACGAGAAUGAGCGCCAUCGACAUCUUGAGUGGUGGAAAUGUAGCCACCAAGAGUGCUCUCAUAUCUGCUACAGGAAAGACAACUUCGUUCAGCAUCUUGUCCGUGAGCACAAAAUGACGGAACCAAAAAUGAAAAGUCGAGGUUCGAACAGCAGCAAGAAUAAGCCAAUCAAUGGGGCGUCGUGGCAAGCUGGCCAGGAGGAAAGUGAUUUAUGGCGAAUGGUGGACGCUUGCCGGUCUGAGACAAGCAGCAAGGCCCGAGACGAACGGUGCCGCUUCUGCGGCAACGUGUGCACGAGUUACAAAAAGUUGUCCGUGCACAUGGGAAAGCACAUGGAACAGAUUGCAAUGCCAGUGCUCGAGUUGGUGAGAAUGCGUCAGGUGGGUCCCGAUACCAUCAUCAGCCCCGUUGAACAAGUACAACCUGCUUCGUCGUUCGUGUCCAUCCCAGCCAACAUGAAUGGUGGUGAUUCGAACAACCUGUCGCCCUAUCCCACAAGCGCGGUUUCGGCAUAUCAAACGUCCUCUGCAGGACAAUCGCCCGCAUCAAUCCAUGGGCGGGUUCAGAAUGGAAAUUAUAAUUUCGAUCAAGGUUACUACAGCCCGCAUCCGAUGGGGCCUGGAGUCCAAGCCCAACUAGUUGCAACGUCGUAUGGUUCUAGCCCAUCAUACCAUGGCCAAAAUCGCAUGUAUAUGGACGGGCCGGAGUAUAUGGCGACUCAGAAUGACGGGAGACAGGAGCACAGUCUUUCUCCACAAAGUCAACUGGUGGCCCCCAGGUCACAACCCAUGACAACGGGAUAUUCGAACACAUACUUUGACCCAACCGGAGCAGCGUACAACCAGACGCCGCUACAAACAGUUUACACAGGUUCUGGCUCCUCGGCAGGCUAUAUGCCCCAGUACGCCCCGUCAACGUUGCAAGAUCUUCCUGUGCACUCGCCGAUGGGCAUGAAUGGACACCCAAGGCUUGGUAUACAAGCGAUGAACCAGCAGCAGCAGCAGCAGCAGCAACAACAACAACAACAACAGCAACAGUACCUGUUCGGGGGCCCAGGCAACGGCAACGGCAACGGCAACGGCAACGGGCGAUCCAUGCAGUAUUCUUGA
Exophiala aquamarina CBS 119918 is the source of this 3921-nucleotide messenger RNA. RefSeq lists its product as uncharacterized. Lineage: Eukaryota; Fungi; Ascomycota; Eurotiomycetes; Chaetothyriales; Herpotrichiellaceae. The record is from RefSeq and is a predicted model, not a curated record. The transcript has a single exon. The coding region runs from base 1 to 3921 and encodes 1306 amino acids.